AAUUAUAAUUAUCUCUAUAAUAAUUCAGCUCUAUAACAAUACAGAAAAUGUCUAAUAUUCAAUUCCAGCUGGCAGUGAAAUCUGAAGACUGAGUAGAUUAAGAAGAAAAUAUGUAACAUCUUGGCUCCCUAAGGACAAAGCGUAUCUCAAAGCUUAGCAUAAAUAAUAUUUUAGGAGCCAUGGCUGACUAAAAUAAACUUUGUACGUCUGCCCUUACCUUUCUGCCAACUACAAUCCAACUAAUUUCAUUUUGAAAUGUAAACUUUAAAAAGAAAUCAGUAAGUGGCACUUCAGAAGAAAGAUGAUAACGCUACUGGAAAAGUUACACUCUCAAAGGACAAUUAAGUAUUGAGUUUUGCCUUUUGCCUAUGAAUACCCUACAUAGCAAUGGAGAGUUCUGGUCUGAUUCUUUAAAAUGAGAUUUUGUUCCCAGGCAGCAAAAUUCACAUGCUUCUUUCAGUUCCUCCUCAAGCAACAGCAAAGCCUGAAAAAGAAAGCUCUGGACCAAGGCAGCUAACAGAAGGAAAUCCUGUGUCUGCUUGUCCUGGCAGUCCUUCAGCAAUUUCACCCAUUUUUAAAUUGCACCCAUUUUUAAGAAGAAUAGAAAUGAUGACCCAGGGAACUACCAGCCUGUCAUCCUCAACUCUGUGCUGGGGAAGGUCAUGGAACUGAUUCUCCUGGAAGCUGUGCUAAGGCAUAUGGAAGAGAGGGAGGUGAUACUUGAUAACCAACAUGGCUUCACCACAGGCAAGUCCUUCCUGGAAAACUUAGUGGAUCUGCCUUAACAUCCUUCUCUCUAAAUUGGAAGUAUAUCAGUUUGAUGGGUGGACUGUUCAAUGGAUGAGGAACUGGUUGCAAGAUUGUACCCAGAGAGUGAUGGUCAGUGGUUCAGUGUCCAGAUGGAGAUGGUGACAAGUGGCGUCCCUCAGGGGUCAGUACUAGGUCUUGUGCUCUUUAAUAUCUUCAUGAAUGAGAUUGACACUGGGGUCAGGUGCACCCUUGGCAAGUUUGCAGAUGACACCAAACUGUGAUAUGGUUGACUCACCUGAAGGAUGGGAUGCCAUCCAGAGAGACGUAGACAGGCUUGAGCGGAGGGCCCAGGGGAGCUUCAUGAGGUGGGGGGUGAAAGGAUGGAGCACAGCCCUGCUGAAAAAGGACUUAGGAGUACCAGUGGAUGCUGAAAUACACAAAAUAAGUUACAUGCAGCAAUGAGUCAUUUUACAUACAUUACAACAUCCAUUGCCGUCUUUUCUAUCAGCAUGGGGAUCUAACCAAUGGGUGUUAUCUGAUAUACUGCCUCAGUGGUGAAGAAUUAAUAAAAGGGGCUACCAACUGGUUGUAGACACACUUGAUGUAAUCCAAGAUGAUGUUUCCAUAGCUCUUAGUUGUAUCCAAGCUUAACUAUGGAUGCAAUCCAUGGUAUCAGCAAUUAUAAGAGAAGAUGAAUUGGGUACCUUACCCACUGGAAUUCAACAAGGUAAUUUGGGAUAAUGCAGCUAAAUUUGAAAAGGAAUUCCAGUCCUGGUGGCAUUUAGUCAGUCAGUUUUAUUUUUAAGCCCAUCAACAAGAAGGCCACAGAGAGGUGGUGAAAGUCCUUUCCCUGGAGACACUCAAGGACAGGCUGGACCAUGCUCUGAGCAACCUGAUGGAGCUGUGCAUGUCCCUGUUCACUGCAGGGGAGUUGGACUAGAUGACCUUUAAAGGUCCCUUCCAACUCUAAGGAUUCUAUGAUUCUAUUUUCAAAUUCUUUUAUCGAACAGAAAGCACAGCUGCAUAUUCUUCACUGUUCAGUGCCCCGUGUCUAACCAGUAUAUCAGAAUGCAUGCAGUUAUGCACCACCACUUGAGCCAGCACUGCACUGCGCUGCCCUCCUUGUGCCCUGCUUUCAGUCAACACAGAGUUAAUAGCGCACUGACAGUUUGCUUAUUGCUGAGCAAUGGCCACCAGCUCAGGAGGGGGUGGGUCGCAUUGCCAUGCCUGGUCUAGGAGUUACAAAAGUACAUGCAAUGAGUAGCCCUUUCUCAUAUUUUGGGUAAUUUCAUGCAGACCAGAAAAAUUGUAAUGGCUUUAAGCAAGCAGUGAGGUGGGCAAGUUGUGAGAAGCUCAUUUAUCAUAUGGAGAAUCAUAUUUAAUGUAGUGGCCUUUGUAUCUACAGGAAUUAUUUUGUAGAAAUCAGGCCAUACACCAUUUUAUUUUUCUAAUUUAUUAUUAAUGGGGCUUUUUUUCUUUGCUUUUAAUUUAUUUUUUUCUUAUCUGUGCCAUCUUUUUCUGAAUAAUGGAACAGUGGUUCUAUGCCAGUAGAUAAAAUAUGAAGCAAGAUGUCACAUAUUACAUUAUUUGUUUGGCUUUUAUCCCUUGAGGAAUCCACAAAAUCCAUGUCAGCAGGGAAGUGCCGUUAUCUGUUAUUUUACAGUCAGGGAGUUCAGCCCAGACAGAACAACCAGACCACACGUAUACAAGAGCUCAGGCGUGUGCCAGCCCUCUCCCCAUGGCUGCAUUCCCGCACAGGGGAAAGCUGUGGCUGCACCACAGUGGGUGGCAACCUCAUGCCAACGUAACGAUGGUGUGGGCCCAGGGAAGCAGGAAGGACACAAGGAAAAUACAAUAAAAUUUUAAAAGGUUAGGCUUUUCAGUGGCCUAAACUGUGACCUAACACAACAUCCUGAGUAACCACUGGGAGUUUCAACUACUGGCAUCACUGGGAGAAGGGUAAUUUAAAGGCUUUGAAAACACCAUUUAGUUUGGCUUUUUAGCAGCACAUAGGAGAUCUCUGGGAGAACUUAAUGUCCCAGCUUUCUCCCUCUUUCUUUGUUCAUUUAAUAUUUCAUCUUUAAAACAUAUUUGUGCCCACUCUCUCCACCUCACUUUAGUGCAAACUAAAAUCCAUUAAGUACCAACGUCAGAGUUGUUUUAAAAAGCUUUAGUUAAGUACAGCUGAAGCAAUACUCUGUAUACUCAUUCUUAGUUGGUACACGACUGCACUGUCUGCCUCAUGAACAGUAAUCUCUGUAGUCUGCCAACUUUAUUUUCUGUACACCAGCCUCAAAACUAGUUGCUUACAUCAGUAAGCCACAUUGACAUUUCAAAUGCUCACUGCUGCAAUGAAUGGCAGGUUUGCUUGUCUUUUUUUCAUUAUUAUUUUGCCUUCUCAAAAGGCAAAAAUGGCUGUGAUAUUUAAGUUAAAAUUAGUUAAUGAAGCUUAAAUCAAAUCUGAUUCAAGAUCAUGAGAUUUAGAAGUGAUGUAACUGAUUAUAAGACCACACAAAAAUAUUAUUCAGGCUGUGCUUCAUGAAUAUUAAGGUACUUCUUAGCUAAGCUGCAAUCAUUCAGGUCCUUAGUUUAUUGCAGAAGUACAACAACGAUAUUUUUAUUGACUCAAUUUGUUGGAUUUUACAGAAAGCAAACAGGCUUCUAAACAGCACUAGCAGCAAGGUAGCAUGGUAGGAUGUGUCCUCCUGAGACUAAUGGUCUCUCUUCAUGCAACAUUUACUAUGCACAAUUUAAAAACAGUCAGUGGUGUUUCAUUUUUAGUCCUCCUUUUUGUAUAGCUUUGGGCAGGAUUAAAUAAAUAAAAAUACAAAGCAAACGGAAACGUUUUUCUGAUUCUGGAUGCUGAGCUUUAUGAAAAAAUCUGGUCCUGAGAAACUUGAAAUCAGUGUUGGCUUCAUCAGAAAACACACAAUAUCCAUAAUCUAGAGCCCGCUGUAAUGAAUACAUCUAGUGUCUCUUUUGUUACAUUUCCAGCAAGCAAUACAUCCAUCACACUAUUAUUUUGCUAGUUGUAAAUACUAUUUACUUACUUAUUUAUACUGAAUUAUAAAAGGUCUUAGCAGAGCUUUACCAGGUCUCUAAUAAAUUAUUUCUAUUUAUUGUUAUGCAACACUGCUUGAUCCAAGGAAAAAUGGGUUUUCUUGUUGCCUCACUCCACUAUGGAAGAAAGCAUGUGUAAGAGGUACAUGAAUCUUGAUGUUUCCAGGGGCAUCUUAUGAGGUUCCUCCAUAUAUGUUCCCCCAUCUUUGUUCUCCAGGCUUUACUUGGCCUACUCCCAAAUGAAAUUUCAAACUUUGAGGACUGUAUGAUCAAUUAUUUAACUGCUUGCAGAGAGAAAUCCAGAAGUCUUUCUUAUUAAUGUAAUCGUUGUCUCUGAUUCAGCAGCUCCUCCGGUUUAUCAGGUAUCUACACUUUCUUUUGGUAAUCAUCAUUGAACAUGUUUGUGAGUGUUGUAAAUGUUUUCUCCAAGUGCUACAAAAGCUUUUUUAUUUUUUUUUAAACUACCUUACAGUAAAAGUACUGUAAAGCUUCUACUUUCAGUGAAUUUGAUAGCAUGAUGGAUUUGAAUAACUCCAGAUUGAUAAGUUAUUUGUUUUCUAAACUUGUUUCAGUUUUUAUCCUCAAGGUUUGCCUAUAGCGCUACUGGUAUAUCUCAUGUAGAUGUAGAUGAAUAUAGUAGGUUGAUUCUGGCCAGCAACUCAGUACCUACCCCAAUAAUCACACAAUCCCACACUAAGUGGGACGGGGAAGAAAAUAGGAAGAGCAGAAGCAAGUAAAAAAAUACACAUGGGCUGAGGUAAAGAUAGUUUAAUAACUGAAGGAAAGAGACAAAUAGCGAUGGAAAAGCAAUCACUUACCAGUAGCUACAAUCAGACUGAUGCACAGCCAGUCUCCAAACAACAGUUAUUUUAAGAAGAAAGCCACACAGUUUUUGUUGUUGCACAUGACAUUAUUCACCACGGAGUAACCCUUUGGUCAGUUCAGGUCAGCGGUCCUAGCUCUGUACCCAACCCCUUGCCUGUCCCUGGCCCAGUCACCAGGGUACAGAGAAGCAGAGAGAGCUUCAGUCUAUCAGCAACAGCCAAAACACUUGCAUGUUAGCAACACUGAUUAAAUCACAAAUGUGAUUAUGAUUAAAUCACAAAGGCUGCUGUGGAGAAAAUUAACUCCCUCCCAGCCACACUCAAUACAGCAAACUUGGUCUGAACUACGUGGCUCAGAUAGUGCUGAACGUGUGAUGAUGGCAGCAUAAAUUGCCUCCUCCCUUGGCCUGUGCAAGUACUCCAAGGGCUAAGAAGGAUUGUAUUAAUGGUGAAAGAUUUUAGUCAGUAGGGAUGCUAGCAGUUUUUCUGCUUGACUAGCAGUCUGCUUUUAUAGAUGCAGCAUCUUUUGGAUCUUUUUGCCUUGACCAAACUUGGUUGAAAUUGACUAAUAUUAAAAAGCUUCUACAGGAGGGUUGAUAGCUCCACAGACAAACAGGGUCAGACAGCAAAGAAAGUAGGAAUAAACAAAUAAACAUAUAUAUUUACAUUAAAUUCUCACCACACUACUGGGGAGUAGAGUGAAGUCAGAGAGGUGAAGCUAAGGAAGCUGAACAGCCUCAUUUUAUCAUUAAAUGAUGGCUACAUGAAUCAUUAAGCAUUUGGUCUUCAAUUUUAAUUCCCUCAUUGAAUUGAAACCAGAAGUUCCCUAUUAACCUAAGGGAAGAGUUGCAUACAUUUGGGUAGACAGCUGUGAUAAAUUGAUUCAUUUCUGCCCAUUCUCUCUUUUUGGGCUAUACGGGAAGCAUGCACUUUGUUGGUUUCCAAGCCAAAACCUGGGCCUUGUCCUGUGGUGUUAAGGGAUGUUAUUUCUACCAAUUUGUGGGGAAAAUGAGGCUGGCAUUAAUUAAAAAAUUCAAAACACAUCAGUGAUGAAAAUUGCCGAAAUUAUCUGACUCAUUUUCACCAAAUGUUCCUUGUGUGUCUCUGACUACUGAUGAAGUUUGAAGCAACCAAACUCUUAACUCAGGAAUCUCCAUUAAAUAUCUUGCACUGGUGGGAUUACAUCAGCUGCAGACAGCUUGCUUUUUGCUACAAUUUGAAGAUCACUUGGGCACAGGCAACACAACUCCCUAAUCACUAGGGAGGACGUGUGUUACAGGUGAUUGCAGUCAAACUUAUUUCUGUUACAGCAGCUUGGUGAUAAAUAGAUCAUUGGACCAGCCUUCUCACUUCAUGCAACUUCUGAGCAUGUAACACUCCGGGGGGGGCGGAGAUGAGAGGAGAAGAGACAUGAAGGGAAUUUCAAUGAUCUUGAUCUUUGCUCUGCCACAUUCCAGCUCAUACCCUAUUUAUUGUUAAGGAAGGAUUAGAGACAGUUUUUCCAGAGGGGAUUCUAAUGGCUGUUUAUCAGUAGGUGACAAUGUUUGAAAUAAUGCCACGCAUUUAUAAUCACAUCCUUACAUUUUCCCAUUUAGUUUAUCUCAUGGGGAUUCUUUUUACUUUUCCUAACUGAGGUUAUAUACAAUGAUGUCUGGUAGAAUAUAAGCUGUAUUGCUAGGUAAUAAUUUUAAUAUAUAUAAAUGGGGUACAUUUUAAGAGUUAUUUUCACUCUUUAUUGCAGGAUCUAAAAUUGCUCAAGUUUAAGUAAGGCGUUGUAUUCUCUGCCACUUAUGCAUUUUCUAACUUUUUUCCCAGUGUUAUCACCUAGCAGCAACUAAAUAAAUAGCAUUCUAGAGACACUGAGUAGAAUAUUAAGAAGGUAUCCCGCAUUUAGGAGAUAAAGACAUAUGUGCUGUAUAUUUCUUGGAACACGUACUAAUCUGUAACAUUUAUAGAGUUUUCAUUUCUUUCUGUAGGAAUAAAAAAAAUCUCUCCAACUUUUUAACAGUUUCUUUUUUUUUUUGUGAGGAAAACAAAAAUGAAAUUCUUCAUGGUCACAACAUGAAAGCCUAUGUAAUGUGGGUUUCAAAAACACACAUUACAUUUUAGCAAACUGCUUAGUGGAAAACCCAGCAGCAAACAUUAGCAGCACCAAGUAAGUGCCCUUAGGGCAUCCUCUCUGUAAAAAGCAGUGCCCUGUCAGACACCAUUUCUCCAAAAUAUGUUUUAAUGUUUCUGGAAACCCUAAGAAUUUCAUAUUCACUGAGAAAACAUAAUAAUAUUACAUCUUCCCAUGUAGCUAUAAAGCCUUUGCAGUUCAUUCAUGUCCUACGCCAGUAAGAAGGGGAAGGAACAUUUCGGUUUUAUUUUGAAUGUAAAGCUUUAUGCCAUCUUCACUUCCCAAUUACAGACACUGUGAAUUUUUGUGUCACAGCUGCUCAUGGUAACAAUAGUACCAUAAAAGCCUACUGAUCUACCACUAAUGUUUUGAUCAGGACUCAUUCAAAAGUAGCCUUUGCAUCAAUAAAAGGUAGGAAAAAUGUUCAUAUGCAAUUGGAAGAGUUUUGCUGUGAAUUGAAUUGUUAGGGAUGCUUUUCUCUUUAGGGGUUACUGUCUCUUACAUGCUGACUCUACAGUUUUUGUUAAUAGUGAUCUUAGCUAUUAUAUCUAAAUGACAGUUUUCACCCUGUACACACAAACGGCUGCAUUAUCAAAUGUCCUGCUCUGUAGCACAGAGGAAGUUGUUAAGCAGGAUAAUAUCACAAUUUCAUCCUCUUUCUUCUGUCUGUUUUUAGGUUACCUCUGCACACAUCAGUCUCUGCCAGCCAAGAGUGCCAUGCAUUAUUACUGAAAGAGGCUGUGUAUGAGGAUAUAUGGGACUAAAAGUUGUACAUAAGGUUGUCUUCUGAAUUUUGGGUCUGAAGGUACCCUCUUGCUUUCUCAGCAAAUCAUGGACAUCGUUGGCUUUCUGAAGUCUCAGUUCAUUUUCCACCUGCUGAUCUGCUACAUAUUUAUAGUGUCAGGACUGAUCAUUAACUUCAUUCAACUCUUUACACUUAUACUUUGGCCAAUCAACAAGCAACUGUUCAGGAGGAUCAACUGCAGGCUGGCUUACUGCAUUUCAAGCCAGAUGGUAAUGUUACUGGAAUGGUGGUCAGGCACCGAUUGCACCCUCUACACCGAUCCAGAGAAUUACCACAAGUAUGGGAAGGAGAAUGCCAUCGUAAUUCUAAAUCACAACUUUGAAAUUGACUUUCUCUGUGGCUGGAAUUUCUGUGAAAGAUUUGGAGUCCUGGGGAGUUCCAAAGUGCUGGCAAAGAAGGAGCUCUCCUACAUGCCUAUCAUUGGCUGGAUGUGGUAUUUCCUGGAGAUAGUCUUCUGCAAGCGUAAGUGGGAGGAAGAUCGGAAAACAGUUAUGCAGAAGUUGCUGAAUCUCCGGGACUACCCUGAAAACUUUUGGUUCCUGAUUCAUUGUGAGGGCACAAGAUUCACAGAACAGAAGCACCAGGCUAGCAUGCAGGUGGCUGAAGCUAAAGGCUUGCCCAAGCUCAAGUAUCACCUACUGCCACGAACAAAAGGAUUUGCUGUCACCGUGCAGUGUUUGAGAAAUGUAGUUUCAGCAGUCUAUGAUUCUACCCUCAAUUUUAGAAAUAAUGAGAAUCCAACGUUGCUGGGCGUUCUAAAUGGAAAGAAAUACCAUGCAGAUUUAUAUGUAAGGCGGAUUCCAUUAGAAGAAAUCCCAGAAGAUGAGCAGGAGUGUUCUAAUUGGCUCCACAGACUAUAUCAAGAAAAGGAUGCGUUCCAGGAGGAGUACUACCGAACAGGAACCUACCCAGCAGUGCCUAUAGUACCACCCCGACGACCAUGGACGCUUUUGAAUUGGCUUUUCUGGGCCUUAUUGCUGCUAUAUCCCUUAUUCAAGCUGCUCAUCAACAUGAUCAACAGUGGAUCAUCACUAACGUUGGCUAGUUUUGGAUUUGUCAUUGUAAUGGCUUCUGUUGGUGUCAGAUGGAUGAUAGGUGUUACAGAAAUUAACAAGGGCUCCACCUACGGCAACAAUGACAACAAGCAGAAACAGAAGUAGUAUCUUCAGAGACUGCUUCAACCCAAAGGGAACAAAUGCAACCUCUGAAAACUCUUAAGUGCAUAUCAUGGUCCUUCAAGUGAGGUCAAAGGAAGGGUAGGAUGAGCAAUUGCCAUGCAUAUCUGAAUUUGCACUCCUGUUAUUUUUCUCCUGGGGUUUGGGCUGGAUUACGCUCUUGAAUGAGGCACUCCUUUGUACACUCUUCCCAACAGGUUUGCAUUUGUUUGGUUGGUUUGUUUUCAUAUAAAGCGUCUUAAGAUUGGAAGAGAAAAAAUUCAGUGUGCUGGUAUGAUGAGAUUCUACCUGGAAACUAAUUGAUGGUUGCUGAGGUAUGGGCUUUAUCUUGACUUGCUCUGAGGAAGGGAUAAAUGUCAGAAGAUUGUUAAAAGAUGAUUAAAACUGAUAGCUGUCUAGCUCACAUGUUAGCAGUUUAAACAAGAAUAAUUUGUCAGUGUUCAAAUACAGUACGAUGCACUGCUUGGUGAUACCACUUUUGCAACUCUACUGAACUGACAGGAGUGCAGUAGAGUUUUUUUACAUCUAGAAUUUAUUCCCACAGUGAGCACCACAUUGGCCCUAGUCAGACGGGCAAGGGGCCCAUUUUGUUGGCUCAGAGCCUUGCAGUGGCAUAACCUGGAGCAGAAUUUGGGCCUGUGGCCUGAGCAGAGAGCUAAGCUACCCACUGUCACAUCUUUCCCUAGGCAAUACUUAGCAGCAUAGCUGAAACUUCUAAUUCUUCUGAGGAUAAAUGCCAUUCAUAGUUUGGAAAAAGAAAAAUAGGUAACAAAUUACUUUCAGCUUCAAACACAGAUUCAAAUUCUAGGCCUUCCUAACAGCAAUGGAAAUGGAAAACAGCUGGGUGUGCUGUAACAACGUAAUACAAAGCGUGCAUUAAAAAUUAUUGCCCUGCACCCAUACUGUUGUGAACCUAAUUAAUCUGUUGUCUGUCUUUUCUGAAAAUUACUUCAUGUAGUGCCUCUUAACAUUGUCUGAGGUAAUAUUUAAAUUAUCUUCUGCUUUUCCUUUGGGAAAAAAAGAAGGAAGUGGGAGAGGGACCAAGGACAGAGGUAUGGCUUGCAGUUUUUUAUGCCAGUGUGGAGUUUAUUGACACCCUUCUGAAUUAAAUAAAAGUAGGAUCGAGUCCCCUGGGAAAACCAUGUUUCUCUCACAUCCCCUUCAUACUGAUUGCUAGGCGUCCUCCUCGUGGUUUGUUGUUGUUUUGCUCUUUAAAGUAAGAGAGGAGACUUUGAACUGCCAUCAGUUAAGGGAACAAAAGAACAACAACAUUUUAAGCCCAAAAGUUAUUAAUACUGAACAGUGGGGACUAUUCUUAGCAUGUUCAGUGAUGUUACAUUUUCUUUGAGUUGUAUUUCUAGCAGCUGGUAAAAACCAUUUAUCUUUUGUUAUAAUAAAACUGAAGCCAGAAGCACCAGAGACUCAUACAAAAGUGUAUGAAUCAUUCAAUGAAAUAUGCAUUUGCUGUUCUGUACCAUCAGAUCAUCUAGAAAGUAAUCCUUUAAAUACGCAGUAUCUAAACAGCAGCUGCAGUGGUGCACUUAGCAUGUGGCAGUAAGUAAUAAUAGCUGCUGAGAGUGAAUGCAGUUAGUAAGAAGUACUCAAGGAAGGAAGAAAUAGGCCUUGGGUCUUAUGAGGGUCUUGUAGGCUUUUGUCUCCUGUGCACGUGCAUUCCCUGUGCUCUGAAGCAUACUGGAAUAAGUUGUGUAAUGUGUCAUAAAAAUAACAAUAGACUUUGGUUUAUUUCUUAAACACACAGAAUAGAGCCAGAGCCCAGAGGAUACUGUCAUGCUUAUAAAGCUGCCUAUCUGUCUCUUCAUAGAGCACGUGCCCUUCUACGCUGAAAUGCUACCAUGCACCUGUAUUGACUAAAGCAAUCCUAACAGUAGAAAGCACAUUUAUACUGUGCAGUGUGUACAUCUGAAAGACUACAGUAUUGCAUUAGAGGUGGAAGCUAGCCAGCCCUGAAAAUACUGUACACAGUUCUUUGCAAAUGGGUGGGAAGGGAAGAGAGAAAACAUCUCUUCAAGCUAGCAUUUCAUUAUAGUAGAACGAACCCCAUAAAUAGGUGAAAGUUCUGAGCAGCAAAUACAUAUUUGUGUGAUAAAGACCUUUUUAAAGAACAAUUGACUUAACGUGCUGGUAGACAGAUCUCUAACAUCUCUUAUCAAUCUUAGUCCUUUUUUCUGUUACUGCACACAGUACUGCUUCUCCAAGAGGAAAAUAGCAAACACAAAAGUACUUCUCAAUGAACAUUUAGGAUAUUCCACACGGGUUUCUCUUGGAGCAGCCAUUGUAACUGGCCCAGGGCCAAAGGCACCAGUCCUGGAUCUGAGUCCCAGCAGCCAAGGGCUGCAACCCAAUACCCUUCCAGUGUUCACUGGCCAACAGAGAAGGUUUAAUGGUACUUGCCAAAGGUAAACUAGUCCCAUUCACUGUAUUAAAAGAAUGACAUAUGUCUGUAGGAAUCAGUGUUUGCCCUUCUUCACCACGAACAACUGUAUGGUCUACAACUGCCUUAACAAAAGUAGUCUUACAUUUGUUUAUACAGAAAAAAUAAAAAUAUAAAAAGCUGA
This is a messenger RNA of Gallus gallus (chicken), 11309 nucleotides long. RefSeq names its product 1-acylglycerol-3-phosphate O-acyltransferase 4 (gene AGPAT4). Gene Ontology annotation, molecular function: 1-acylglycerol-3-phosphate O-acyltransferase activity. Gene Ontology annotation, cellular component: endomembrane system; mitochondrial outer membrane. The transcript is spliced from 9 exons. NCBI's taxonomy places the organism in Eukaryota, Metazoa, Chordata, Aves, Galliformes, Phasianidae. The coding region runs from base 7585 to 8718 and encodes 377 amino acids. The record is from RefSeq and is a predicted model, not a curated record.